Leptosomus discolor (cuckoo roller) is the source of this 876-nucleotide messenger RNA. It is a transcript of the gene STX19, whose product is annotated as syntaxin 19. Gene Ontology annotation, molecular function: SNARE binding; SNAP receptor activity. The record is from RefSeq and is a predicted model, not a curated record. NCBI's taxonomy places the organism in Eukaryota, Metazoa, Chordata, Aves, Leptosomiformes, Leptosomidae. Gene Ontology annotation, biological process: intracellular protein transport; exocytosis; synaptic vesicle fusion to presynaptic active zone membrane. Gene Ontology annotation, cellular component: synaptic vesicle; endomembrane system; plasma membrane.
AUGAGAGACCGCCUCCAAGAGCUAAAACUAAGAGCUAAGGAACUACAGGUAGCUGGGGAAAACAAUGGUGCAACUGUACAAGAAGAGCAAGAGGAGUUUGAACAGCAGGCCAUUAUUUAUGAAAAAGAGCCCAUAACUGAAAGGCACUUGUACGAAAUCCAGAAGCUUCAGAAUGAAAUUAAUGAUUUGGUGGAGGAAGUUCAUAAAUUCAGUCAACAACAAAAAAGGCUAGUAUCUUCAAUGAGAAGAUUCAGCGUUCUUAAAAAGGAAUCUAACAUAGCAAGAGAAAUAAAAAUUCAAGCAGAGCACAUACGAAAAUGUUUGGAUGAACUGUCAAAAACAGUGAAAAAGGCUGAAAGUGAACAUGGGCCAUCACGUGCCACAGUAAGAAUUCUAGCUUACCAGCACGCUUUCUUAUCCCAGCGUUACCUAAAUGCUAUGCUUUCAUACAACAAUGCUAUAACAGCCAAGCAAGAGAAAUGCAGAAGAUUUAUUGUCCGUCAGCUUGAAGUAGCUGGUAAAGAGGUAUCUGAGGAAGAAGUCAAUGACAUGCUCCAACAAGGAAAAUGGGAGAUUUUCAAUGAAAAUUUACUCACUGAAGUCAAAAUUACCAAAGCUCAGCUUUCCGAGAUUGAACAGAGACACAAAGAACUAGUUAAUCUGGAGAACCAGAUGAAAGACUUAAAAGAACUUUUUAUCCAGAUAUCAGUUCUGGUGGAGGAGCAAGGGGAGAUGAUCAACAACAUUGAAAUCAGUAUGAACAAGACUCAAGAAUACACUCAAGUAUCUAAAGAAAAAUUUGGGCUUGCAGUCAAGUAUCGGAAAAGAAACCCUUGCAAAGCAGUUUGCUGCUGGUGUUGUCCAUGCUGCAAAUGA